CCAGGACUCCAAGAUGGCGUCGCCCGUACCAGUGAAAGAGAAGAAGCUCAUGGAUAUGAAGCUAGGAGAGCUGCCAGGCUGGAUACUGAUGCGAGAUUUCACCCCUAGAGGCAUUGCUGGCGCAUUUCAAAGAGGUUACUACCCAUAUUACAACAAGUAUGUCAAUGUGAAGAAAGGGAACGUUGCUGGGAUUUCUAUGGUACUGGCAGCUUAUGUGCUUUUCAACUAUUGUCGGUGUUACAAGGAACUCAAACAUGAGCGGCUAUGCAAGUACCACUGAUGAGGGCCCAGUG
This is a messenger RNA of Puma concolor (puma), 293 nucleotides long. The record is from RefSeq and is a predicted model, not a curated record. NCBI's taxonomy places the organism in Eukaryota, Metazoa, Chordata, Mammalia, Carnivora, Felidae.